AUGGCAGUCGUAGAUGGAGCCACUGGUUGGACCCUUUUCGCCGAACUAGUGGCUGCCGUCCCCCAGCCCAUUCCAGAGAUGAUGUUGCUGCCCCGCCUUCCGAAAUUCCUUGAUGGGGACAUUUACUUCCAGUUCUCGCGUGAAGAGAUUAUCAAGUCUACCGAGCCCUUCCGCUUCUCGGUGGUCCUCAAGUUCCUGAAGCAACGGCCCUCGUUGGAUGCUGUCCGCUGUUUCAUACACAAUCGCUGGGGUCUCUCAACCACCCCGAUUGUCUUUUCCAUGCGCAGGCCGCGUAACGUAUUUGUACGCAUGGCUAAUGAAGUUGACUUCACGAAAGCACUGUCAAGGGACGUUUGCGAGAUCAACGGAAGCUUUUAUCGCGUGUUUCAUUGGACACCAGAAUUCACAGAGGAUGAUGAGCCCUCUCGUGUUCCGGUAUGGCUUUCCCUCCCGGGCCUUCCCCCAAACUUUUAUAGUGAAGCGUUUCUGACCAUUCUCAUGGCCUCUAUUGGGACCUUUAUUCGGGGGGAUAAUCCAACUCGGUGUGCCACGAGAACGGAUGGUGCAAGACUGUGUGUGGAGGUUGACGCGGCUAAAGAGCCUUUAUCGCACUUCUGGAUUGGUGCUCCAGGUCUGCCUUCGAGUAGGAAACAGCAAGUGGUCUAUGAGACACUCCCUGCCUACUGCUGUAAGUGCCGGAUGCAAGGACACAAUAAAUCCACAUGCCGUGCUGAGAAGGGUGGAAAGCUGGGCAAGGUUCGUAUCGACAGGAAAGAAGGGUCUGAUAUGGAUGCGUCUAGGGCAUCGACUGAAGGGCAGGUCACAGUUUUGUUGGUAGAGAAUGAUCCGAUAUUUGACUUUGGGGACUAG
Molecule: messenger RNA, 870 nt
Organism: Juglans regia (Persian walnut)
Lineage: Eukaryota; Viridiplantae; Streptophyta; Magnoliopsida; Fagales; Juglandaceae
Exons: 1
Coding region: 1-870 (289 amino acids)
Source: RefSeq, a predicted model, not a curated record